Acanthopagrus latus (yellowfin seabream) is the source of this 4362-nucleotide messenger RNA. It is a transcript of the gene dtx4a, whose product is annotated as deltex 4, E3 ubiquitin ligase a. Gene Ontology annotation, cellular component: nucleoplasm. Gene Ontology annotation, molecular function: ubiquitin protein ligase activity; zinc ion binding. The record is from RefSeq and is a predicted model, not a curated record. Gene Ontology annotation, biological process: Notch signaling pathway; protein ubiquitination. NCBI's taxonomy places the organism in Eukaryota, Metazoa, Chordata, Actinopteri, Spariformes, Sparidae. The transcript has 9 exons. The coding region runs from base 471 to 2789 and encodes 772 amino acids.
AAACAAACACGCAGUUUAUACACGUAAUUAAGUGAUCGACUACAGCUCCAGAUAAGAGACGUUCAUCAUUGGCCACACGGAGCACUUGCUCAAAUCUGAUUGGAUGUUAGAGGCCUUCUAGGCGUGGGAGUGUUCACGCACGCGAGUGUCAAACAUUUAUUUUUCGCCGGCCAAAUAAUUUUGAGUGUUGUGUGUGUGUGUUUGUGUGUGUUUGUUUGUGUGUGUGAGUGUGCCUGAGUGUGGCUCUCGAUCGAGACAGUGUGGACGAGCAGAUACUCUGAUGAGCUCGAGUCAAAGUGGAUCAAUCAGCGCUGUGGAGCCACGCGAUUAAUCAAUUAUGUAAGAACAACUCCGGGAUUCUACCUGAAGACAAGACAUUCUCUCCGUGACAGAUGGAUCCAAAGCACGCGAACUGUUCUACAGAGCAGUGAUUUGACUGGAGACACUGGAGCCGAUCGAUCUGGAGGAGGAUGUUACUAGCAUCCGCCGUGGUGGUAUGGGAAUGGCUGAACGAGCACGGACGCUGGCGGCCCUACAGCCCGGCUGUCUGUCAUCACAUCGAGGCAGUCAUCCGGAGCGACCCGCGGUGUGGUAGUGUUGUCCUCGGCCAGGUGGACUCUCGCCUCUCGCCCUACAUCAUCGAUUUGCAUUCCAUGCACCAGUUCCGACAGGACACAGGUACCCUUCGACCGGUACGACGUAGCUUCUACGACCCCACCUCAGCGCCAGGCCAGGGCUGGUUGUGGGAGUGGGAGAACGACGCUGGAAGUUGGACGGCAUACGACACGGAGGUGGGCAUCGCCAUCCAGGCGGCACGCGAUCGGCAGCAGCCCUGGCUGGACCUGGCGCCGCUGGGUUUCUGCUACCUCAUUGACUUCGAAAGCAUGACCCAAAUCAAUGGACAGACGCAGCGCUGCCGACGCAUCCAGCGCCGCUCCGACCUGGCUUACCCGCUGGUGUCAGGGCCCCUGCCCAAAUCCCACCAUGCCUGGGGGCCCAUGUCCAUGCCUAGCCAUGGAGGACUGCUCGGUGUGGAUGUUUCAGGAGUGGGCAUGGGGAUCAGGAUGAGCAGCAGCGGGACUGGAAACGGGAGUGCGUACCCCAGUGGGGCGCUCCCUGCCUCGGCCAUCACGUCCCUGGGACAGCCCUGCGCCUGUCAGCAGUGUAUGUUGGUGCUUAGCGUCAAAGCAGGCGCCAUGUCGACUGCUCACACUCUGGGUCGGAGGCCGCCACAGACCAAGCCACCUAGCCCCAAAAUCAGCAGUCACCCUAUCCCAGGAGGGUCGUACUCACUAACCCUCCCUCGGCCUCCCUCCCUGUCCCGCUCAUACUCCCCUCACAGGACGUCCAUAGUUGGGGCGACGGGUGGCUUCAGUGUGGGCGGUAUGGGUGGUCCUGGAGGUUUUGGUAUCAUUGGUGGUAGCAGCGUUGGCAGUUCCAGCCUCGGAUUCGGAGGAGGUUAUCCCCACUCUCUUUCCCUCCUUGGCUCAGCUACCGCCGCCCUCUCCAUCUCCUCCACCCGCCCCCCUCCGCCACCUCUCCCCCCUCCUCCACCGCCUCCUCCUCCACCAUCCACCACACUCUCACCACCCGCCGUCUCCCCACCUCAACCUUCCACUUCGUCCUCCAUGUCUGCUUCCUGUUCCGCCCCUUCAGUGCCCGCUCCAGGCCCUCCUCUCAUCUCCACGGCUGCCUCGACCUGCACGCCCUCGCCUUCUGCCCGUGUCCUGGGCCCAGUGUCUUCAUCUGGUGCUGCUGCCUGUGCAGCCCCUCUGCCGCCCCGGUCCAGCCUCGCAGGGCUGAGCCGACCUGCACUGCAGCGAAUCGCCAUGGCUCAGUCACGUGCCCUUAUCGCCUCUGGAGUGCCAACAGUUCCAGUGAAGAACCUGAAUGGAUCGAGCCCUGUGCACCCUGCACUGGCAGGCAUCACAGGCAUCCUGAUGAGCGCAGCAGGCCUUCCUGUCUGCCUCACCCGCCCUCCCAAGCUGGUGCUUCACCCCCCACCUGUCAGCAAGAGUGACAUCAAACCUGUGCCGGGCCUGGGCCACUGCUGUCGCAAGACCACAAAGAAGCAGGCUCGUAAAGGCAAAACCCCUGAGGAGGUGGUGAAGAGGUACCUUCAGAAGGUCCGCAAUCCCCCAGAGGAGGACUGCACCAUCUGCAUGGAGGCCCUCGCUGGACCAUCGGGCUACAAAGGCCCCGGUGUAGGUGGCAUAUCCCGGGCCGAGUCGGUGGGCCGCCUGGCACAGUGUGGUCACCAGUACCACCUCCAGUGCCUCGUUGCCAUGUACAACAAUGGCAACAAGGAUGGCAGCCUGCAGUGUCCCACCUGCAAGACCAUCUACGGAGUCAAGACUGGCAACCAGCCCCCGGGCAAGAUGGAGUACCAUGUCAUCCCCCACUCUCUACCCGGCCACCCUGACUGCAAAACCAUCCGCAUCAUUUAUAACAUCCCUCCUGGCAUCCAGGGCCCAGAGCACCCAAAUCCAGGCAAACCCUUCACUGCCCGCGGGUUCCCCAGACACUGCUACCUCCCUGACAGCGAGAAGGGACGCAAGGUUCUGAGGCUUCUCCUGGUAGCGUGGGACCGCCGACUCAUUUUCUCCGUGGGUACAUCCAGCACCACUGGUGAGUCAGAUACGGUCAUCUGGAACGAGGUGCACCACAAGACAGAGUUCGGCUCCAACCUGACAGGCCAUGGCUACCCAGACCCCGGCCAUUUGGACAACGUCCUUGAGGAGCUGAAAGCUCAGGGCAUCACCGAGGAGGAGUGUCUACCCAGAGACUGAGCAAAGACACUCAAGAACCGGUGGAGUCUGUAAACACACAAUCCCAGCGGAGGAUUCAGACACAUUAUUUUCACAAUCUGAUCAAAAGAGCAGAAAGGACAUUUCCCACCAGAGAUGGAACAAACUUCUCAAAACAAAACUCUUUACAGGAAUGUUACAGAAAGUGUUACGGCAGAAUAAAAUGUCCUGUCUGACUGCAUGAGUCGGUUCUGAUCCGAGGGGGGGGUGGUUUUAUCCUCCUGAGGCAGUCACGGUGUCACGAUCGCAGAUGUUACUCAGCGAGACAUUUGAGACCACUGUGCACAUACAAGUCAGUGUUAGAUUAAAAACAAAACAAAAAAAAAGUUUAUACUGUGAGACUUCAUAUCAAGAAUGUAACUAAGUGAAUUUUGCUGAAUUGAUAAAGUGUUUACCACAACUACUGCUGCUGCGGUGUGGAGCUGAGAGGUCAGACUGAAGACAGGAAGUGAGGUCACUGCGUUGUUGAGGUUUAGUCCACAAGCAGAAGAAACUUUUCACUGCAGAUAAAUAUUUCAAGUGUAUAACUGGAUAUCUGAGCAUGAAUAUUUGCUGACCUCUAGUGGUACUUUUCCAGAACUACAUUCCUUUUUAGGUUUGAUUUUUAUGAUUAAAUUGUAUUGUUGUAUAUUAUGAAUACUUGAUAUAUUAUACAAUAUUGUUUCCAUUCUACCAUGUUUUUAUAUUUUAAUUUUACAUUUUGUUUUAUAUGCUGUGUUUCUUUGCGUUGUUUUUUCGGAUGUGGCGUGACGGACUGGGAUGUUGGGCUGAAGUGACGAUAAGCUGCUGGUGUACCGGAGUUUGCCUGACAUUUUAUACAUGUCAUCUACCAGCCCCAUUUCUUUAAAAAAAGAUAAUUAUAGUCAUUUUCAGUAAUUUGUAUUUGAUAGUUUCACAAACUGACAUUCCUUAAUUGUUCUGCCCUCAGAGCAUGGGUGCAUUUAAUGAUAGCUUUCUAUGUGUUCUUGUAUCUGCGUUAAUGUUAAGGACUGAUGGAGGGAAAGAUACUCUGGAUUACACGAUCUCCCCCCACGAGGAGUAAACUCCUCACAAAGCCAGGAUUGGACCUCCUGCCUGAGCUCAGAUUUGCACAGAGCUUUCUACUUACUAUCAAAAUGAUCCGGACAGCUUGUAUCUACUGUACUUUUGUGUAGGACACAGACACAGACACACACACACACACACACACACACACACACACACACACACACACACACACACACAUACACCAGCCUCAAAUGCUCUAAUCACACUACAAAAUGUGGUCAUCAGUUGUUUUUCGUCAUGUUUUCAUGAGCAGGUGCAGAAGACUAUCUUGCGUUGUGGAUCCAGCUUUGGCCAAAGUGGUCCAGUUAGUUUGCAUUGGGUCCAGUUGUGGACUGGUUUAUUAUGAGGUACGUUAGAUGAGAUUCACAACAGUGUGUGCUGACAUACUAAUGUAGGCCAACAUUAAAAGCAUUUAUACUUUAUGAUACUUUAUGUAUGCACUGUACUGUAUGUAUGUGUUUUAUGUGCACAAAUUUGCAUUAAAUGUUUUUCUAAGGUUCAAAGAGAA